Messenger RNA from Drosophila innubila, 2602 nucleotides. RefSeq lists its product as uncharacterized. Bases 1 to 2535 code for a protein of 844 amino acids. NCBI's taxonomy places the organism in Eukaryota, Metazoa, Arthropoda, Insecta, Diptera, Drosophilidae. The record is from RefSeq and is a predicted model, not a curated record. The transcript has 10 exons.
AUGUCGAAUCAAUUGUUUUUUCUCAGUUUGGCGGAUAUAUUUUCCGUUUAUCCGGCCAUCUUUAAGGAGCGAAGUGGACAACUGAGGAAAACCAAACAAAUCUAUUUGCCCAGCGAUGAGGAGUGGCAGGAUAAAAUGUACUAUAUGCUGCUCGAAAUUCAACGGCAAGUUAACGAAUCCUCCGAUGUCAAUAUAUCCCUCAAGGACAUCGAUAAACGGGAUAAACCAGUCUUUGAUCCCGAACGCAUCACCAAAAUCAUCUCUCCCGGCGUAAGUCCCAAUGGCAGAAGGAGUCGUGUGCUCAAGUAUUGUCAUGAUACCACAGUAAGGAUCAGGUUAAAGGCAAGUGCUCGCUGGAAUCUGCCCACCAUUGCCAAUGCGGCCAAACUGUUGAGGAAGCCGCCAUUGCCUGUGAUCUUUCAGAACGAGCAUGAGAUGAGAUUGGCCUACUCCCUAAUCUACGAUGUUUUCCGAUACAAAACAGUGCUGUGUAACGCCUUGUCGGACAUUGGCUUUUUUGAGAGGGAAGAACAUCAGAAGUACAUUAAGGAUGAGCAGCGCAUUUGGUUAAUGCUCUUCGAGCUUUAUGAUCGACAUUUUCGCAAUCGCAACUCGGAACUUCAUGAACAACAGGCUCAACUCUACAAGGAUUCCGAAGUUACAGAAUUGGCUGAGGUGCUUUGGCGUCAUCGCAUUCGCCUGGCCGCCUCCAUUUCCCGCAUGCGCAUUGGCGUGGGUGCACUGCGUCUCUCCCAGCUCCUGCCCAUUCAUUUGCAGAACGAGAAGGUGGCCAUUGCCGCCGCCAAUCCCGUCGUGACGGGCUGGAUAAAUCCCUUUCUGGUGCGCAACAAGAUUGAGGCGGAUAAAAUACUCACGGAAAUGGGUUACACUGUCCAUGGUCCGGAUGAUGAGCAGCCGUUGCUGGAGCAGCACUGCAAGUGGGACAACAUCUGUCCGCUGGUCAUCUCGGUGAUACCCAAGGAUCGCAGCGAGUUUACCAAGUCGGUGCUCAUGACCAAGCACCUGUUUAUAAUGCAGGAUAAAAACUUCUCCUAUGGUCCGGCUAUAAUGUCCAAGCUCAUGGAUUACUUUCAGUUGUAUGGUGACAUUCUGCAGACCCACAUAGAUUCCCCCCGCUCCACCGCCUACUUGGCAGCACUUUUCUACUCGGUCAAUCGUGUCAACAACUUUUAUGUGUAUGGCGCUGGAGCUAAUCUCAAGGAAUAUCGUCGCUAUAUGGAAUCUAUAGGGGUGAAUAAUAUAAGACUUUUUGGAGAUGCCUUUACCUCGAUUCCCAUGGAAUCGAAUCGUUUUCGCAGCGUUGUUGGAGUUUUUGCCACGCCCCCGAAUUCGUUUAGUGCCAUUUCGGAUCCUAUAGAUUUGAUAUGCUCCCGAGGCGGGGAUCUGAGCAUGCUGGAGGUGCUCACGGAGUCGGAGGUCAGUGAUGAGGGCAAACAGAGAGUGGGCUGCAUUCUGGAGGAGCAGCUGCUCACGUUGACCAUGUCCAUGUCCCGACCUCAGAUACAGUUUGUGCUCUACCAGACGCACUCGAUUGUGAACACGGAGAACGAGGAUAUGGUGCAACAUGUGCUGCAGGUGACCAACAAGCUGGCGCUGGAGAAGCACAGACAGGCUUAUCGGGAAGUCAAGCGACUGGAGGCGAUUGCCGAGGCCGAGGCAGCCAAUAUUCCAGCUGCUGCCAUGUCCAAGGAGUCACCGCGGAAAAAGGAGAAACUCUCUGCCGAGGACAAGCGCAAAUCUCAGCCAGAACUGCCAGCCAAACAGGGAGAACCUGCUGUGCCUGUCGUGCAAUUGCCGCGUGUCGAUAGCAUCGAUUUGAUCUGCACUCCGGACAUCGAUGAGUUCGUCCAGGACAUUGUGCCGGACAUUUGCAUCAACCAGGACAACUGCAUCAAGCACCAGACGACUGGCUGCUUCCUCUCCCUCAUCCGCCGCAAGUCGCUGACCCACCUCAACGAGAAGUACCUCAUCAGCAUGGCCGAGCGUCGUGGUCUCUUCGGGAAACCGGAUCGCGACAAGUCCAAGUCGAAGGCCGUUAAGCUCCAGGAGAUUAACGAGCCGCCGCCGCCGGAUGCGACCUACGACAACAGCUCGGCGACGUCACGGACCGGCGGACAGCAAGCGGUGAGUCACCUUGCAAGUACACACCAGAGACCCACCCAGGCGAGCGCCAUACGAUCGCACCUAACAAAGGUGUCGGCAACACAACGGCAUCCGAUAGCAUUCAACUUUAGGCGUCGGGAGUGCAAACGUUUUUACGUCUUGCCCGUUUAUAUGCACAGCACAAAACAAAACAGUCGCUUGUGGUGGCAAUACGCCUUUAAAUGUGUCACGCGUAAUGGCAACGGCCAGGCAGAUGCCAUCUGGAAUCCGAAUCUGAAAUUUAAGCUACACUGCAAGCGACAGCUGCGCAUCCGUAAACUGCGUCGUGUCAUGUGGGACAACAGGGAGCCGCUCCAUCUACACAUCACAGACAUCGAGAUGAUCUGCCACCUGCGCAGAUACAGCAAGUAAAAGCCAAGUUACUGCCAAACAACUGAGGGACCAACAACAAUCCUUUAACUAAUCUUAAAAUCUUAUU